Messenger RNA from Electrophorus electricus (electric eel), 2317 nucleotides. RefSeq names its product forkhead box D2 (gene foxd2). The record is from RefSeq and is a predicted model, not a curated record. Gene Ontology annotation, biological process: cell differentiation; anatomical structure morphogenesis; regulation of transcription by RNA polymerase II. Gene Ontology annotation, molecular function: RNA polymerase II cis-regulatory region sequence-specific DNA binding; DNA-binding transcription factor activity, RNA polymerase II-specific. Lineage: Eukaryota; Metazoa; Chordata; Actinopteri; Gymnotiformes; Gymnotidae.
UGAGAGGCGCGAGGGGGUAUACUGCGACGCUCAUUCGGGGCACUGUGCAGCGUCCGCGCUCAGUAACAAAUCCUCGAGAGAAACAAACCGAAACACUCCUGUGUGAACUGAUUUGCGGAUGCCUACUUGUAGUGGCGGCAGAAUUCGGGCAAACGUGUACGCGUCAGGAGGACAUUAAAUGGUCCUCCGAAAACAGGCGAUUGAUUGGUUCACGCGAGCGUUGCGUUUCACGUGCUCAGAAGUGUGGAGGAUUCGCGUCAGUUAUGCAAGCGUGCUGCGAUUGUUUCCUGGCUUUGCUGUCGUGUGGCGUGAAGUGAUUUCUAUGCAGCAGAAGAAAGAGAAAAGCAGGCAGCCCUGGCCCCUGACACACGGGCAGUCUGGUCGGACUACUGAGCUCGCUCACUGAACGGUCCCGGCGCGCGGGUUGAGCUGCACGAUACUGGACACGGAACGCGAGAGAGGAAGACAAAAAGACUAUCCAAGGAUGACUCUGGGGACGGACAUGUCAGACAGCUCCGCGCUGUCCGACGACGUGGACAUCGACGUGGUCGGGGGGGACAUCGUGAAGGAAGGGAAAUACCUUCACCAUCACACUUUCCACUUGGACAAUGACUCCGACGACAAUCUGCCCCAGAAUGCGAGGGAACGUGCAAGCUCUCCGGGUCACAGCGGUUUGGAGUGCCCGGGUGCGCGCGGUGGAGCCGAGGGCGAAGCAGCGGCCGGAGCACUGACCGGAGACAAGCCGGGUAAAAACGCUCUCGUCAAGCCUCCGUAUUCGUACAUUGCCCUGAUCACUAUGGCUAUUUUGCAGAGUCCAAAGAAGCGUUUGACGCUUAGCGAGAUCUGCGAGUUUAUCAGCAACAGGUUUCCGUAUUACCGGGAGAAAUUUCCUGCCUGGCAGAACUCAAUUCGUCACAAUCUGUCUUUGAAUGACUGUUUUGUCAAAAUCCCCCGUGAACCUGGCAACCCGGGAAAAGGCAAUUACUGGACCCUAGACCCCGAGUCGGCUGACAUGUUCGACAACGGGAGUUUUCUACGCAGGAGGAAACGUUUCAAGAGACAUCAAAACAACGAAAUUCUCAGGGAAACCGGAGGAUUCCUGCCCGGAUUGUGCUAUAGUCCGUACGGCUACAACUACGGGCUCCAGCUACAAAACUUCCACGCACAUCACCCGUAUCACGCGCACCACCCGGGAGGAACUUUCUCCUUCCAGAGCUCGCCCUGUGCCCUUCCCUCUCCCGCGUCGAUCUUCUCCACGCCGCACGCUUUACCGUCGCUCUUAGGGGCUGAUUUGCGGAAGCCGUUCUACCCACAGCUCAGUCCUACGCUGCCUGGACUGGCGUCACACAAAACGGACGCAGGCGCACCGACUCGGCCCUCUUUCUCCAUAGACAACAUUAUCGGUGCGGCUAGUUCCCCGGCCCCGACCUACGCCUCACAGCCGCCGGGGCAGGCUCAGAUUUUAGCCAUGCUGACCCCUUCACUUGCUUCAUCCUCCCAGGAAGCAGGGGUCCCGGCUGGUGUUCAUAGCCUCUCCGGUAAAACGAGUCUUAACAACUGUCAUUUCUAGAACGGCAACGAAACGAAAGCGCGUGAGUUUGUUCUCUGGUUCGGUCAUUUGCUAAGGUAGGACACGUUUUUGUGGGGCUAAAACAAUUCUCACCGGUUUAUGUUUUAUGGAAAUCUGGGGGUUUAAAAACGUUAUUAUUGGGUUAUAUUUAUGAACUGUAAAUAUGUACUAUACUAAGAAACAUCACUAAGGAAGAAAUUACGAUCAUUUAAAAAGUACCACGAGGUUAAGAUUUCACUUUUUGCCGGUGGGCCUCUGCCUGAAUCCAGAUGUUUGAAGUAGAAACUGUCGAUUCAUUUUACUCAUUGUGAUCGGAUUUUCCUGUCGGUGGGCUUAAAUGAAGAUUGUUAUUGCUAUUUUAUUGUUCAUAUAUUUUGUGAGUUUGUGAAAAGCACUGUUAAUAGCGAGCCCAAAAACUCAGGUUUACUUUUUUUGAAAGCACAUUGCCGCGGGCAAUGGGGUUGUAAACAAUCACCGAACCCGUGCUCCACUGCCCCUCGAUGUCCGAUCAGUCGUGUGUCGGUGAAUUCAUAGUUAACUUUAUUUUAUUUUUGUCACUAGACGAUUAUGUGGCGUUGAUGUAAAUCGCAUUACCUCUCAUUCUGUUUGACUGUUUGUGCAUACGCUCUUAUUACAUUGAAAAUAAUCUGUGAAGAGAAUGUUAUGUGUAAAGACGGAUAAAAGACGUGAUGUCCAUAGGUCAUUUUGUUGUAAUGACAAGAAAAUAAAUGUUUUGUGAAUUUUAAA